Molecule: messenger RNA, 1257 nt
Organism: Cuscuta epithymum
Lineage: Eukaryota; Viridiplantae; Streptophyta; Magnoliopsida; Solanales; Convolvulaceae
Source: the annotation of a GenBank genome assembly
CAGAAAAACUGAUAUACCCUCCGCUACGAUUUCUACGAGAGAGAAGGCCUUACCAAAAUGUCGUUGACUGCAACUUUUCAAAUGGGGCGGAUGCUCUCUCCCGUCCUCAGCCGCCGGGUGAUAAACGCUUACAAUCCUCAGCUCUUUUCAAUUAAACCUGUGUAUCUUCGCUUCGGAUCUUCCAUUCGCCGCGCCGCCUCCACCACCGCCAUGGGUGACGCCGUCGCCGAUGCCAACAUGGACGCUGUCCAACGCCGUCUCAUGUUUGACGACGAGUGUAUUUUGGUAGAUGAAAAUGACAGUGUCGUUGGUCAUGAUACCAAGUACAAUUGUCAUCUUAUGGAGAAGAUUGAAUCCCAGAAUUUGCUUCACAGAGCCUUCAGUGUUUUCUUAUUUAACUCAAAAUAUGAAUUGCUUCUUCAGCAAAGGUCUGCGACAAAGGUCACCUUCCCUUUGGUGUGGACAAACACCUGCUGCAGUCAUCCUCUCUACCGAGAGUCUGAGCUUAUUGAACAGAACGCUAUUGGGGUAAGGAAUGCAGCACAAAGGAAACUUCUUGAUGAGUUGGGGAUCCCUGCAAAGGAUGUCCCAGUUGACCAGUUCACACCAUUGGGUAGGAUCCUUUACAAAGAACCUUCUGAUGGGAAGUGGGGAGAACAUGAGCUCGAUUAUCUUCUCUUCAUCGUGCGGGAUGUGCGGGUGCACCCGAAUCCAGAUGAGGUUGCUGAUGUUAAAUAUGUGAAUAGAGAAGAGCUAAAAGAGAUAUUGAGGAAAGCAGAUGCAGGAGAGGAUGGUAUAAAGCUAUCUCCUUGGUUCACAUUGGUUGUCCAUAAUUUCUUAUUCAAAUGGUGGGAUCAUGUUGAGAAAGGCUCCCUCAUGGAAGCUGCUGAUAUGAAAACCAUACACAAGUUGACCUAAAGGGCGUUUUGUCUGUGCUUCUGUUGAACCCUGCCUCCUUCACCUUUUUUGGCCUGUCGCUCUACUGCAUUUGGGUAACUUUAAUAAUUGAUAGAUACUCGGCUUAUUAUCUCAAUGAGCGUUCUUCAACUGUACCCAAAAAUAAAAAUAGCAUGAUACGGACAGUUUCAAACCUAGAUUAUAUGAGAUGUACUUUAAAAUAUAGGCUAUUUUCGGGGAAAGAUGUUGUGUGUUAGGACCAUAGGCUGAAACCUGUAAUCAGCUUUUAUAAAAUAAAUACUGAACUCUUAAAUCUGGAAACUUGUUGCUUGCGGUUGUUAUUUAACAGGUUAUUUCAUU